Lemur catta (Ring-tailed lemur) is the source of this 1728-nucleotide messenger RNA. Its product is annotated as olfactory receptor 1509. Gene Ontology annotation, molecular function: olfactory receptor activity; G protein-coupled receptor activity. The record is from RefSeq and is a predicted model, not a curated record. Gene Ontology annotation, biological process: G protein-coupled receptor signaling pathway. The coding region runs from base 337 to 1374 and encodes 345 amino acids. Gene Ontology annotation, cellular component: membrane. The transcript has 4 exons. Lineage: Eukaryota; Metazoa; Chordata; Mammalia; Primates; Lemuridae.
GUUUUGUUUCCUGAGUGUAUGCCUGCUGUGAGUUAAGACUGAGGACUUUGGAACCAGACUUGAGUGCAAGUAGUUAUUUGAGAGGUGGGGAUGGAGGCUCAGCUUAUUGCUGGAUCCUGCCGACAUUACCUUGCUAGGGAAUUUGAGAACCACCUGCUUCUGCCAGCUGGGGAAUGAAGAUCUGCUUCCUAUUUGGCCUGCUGACACCACCGAGUGGAGAAAUUAGAGUGCACAGUCUGCUUCCAUUGGGAAGAGAGGUUGGAUGGACAAUCAACUUUCCUGCCCACUGACUGAAAUCUGGGGAGUGAAGAGACUUUCCUUGGAGCUGUUUUCCCGAUGCCUGUUGGUGGCUCUGGAUUGGAGGUUUCUGCAAUACCCUGUCCCAGACUUCUUUUGAUUGAUGUUAACAUGGUCCUCUGGAAAGCUCAUUGGAUGGGUGCUCUUAACCAAACAAGAGUGACUGAAUUUGUCUUCUUGGGACUCACUAAUAACUGGAUGCUGGAGAUACUGUUUCUCAUGGUAUUCUCAGUCACUUAUGUGCUAACCUUUUUGGGGAACAAUCUCAUCAUCAUUACCAUAACCUUUACUCCACGUCUCCAUACCCCCAUGUAUUUCUUCCUGAGCAAUCUGUCCUUUAUUGACAUCUGCCACUCAUCUGUCACGGUGCCCAAGAUGCUAAAGGAUUUGCUUUUAGAGAGAAAGACCAUUUCCUUUGACAAUUGCAUUGCACAGCUCUUCUUCCUACAUCUUUUUGCCUGUGCUGAGAUCUUUCUGUUGACUAUUAUGGCGUAUGACCGAUACAUAGCUAUCUGCACUCCAUUACACUACCCCAGUGUGAUGAACAUGAGAGUCUGUGUACAGCUUGUCUUUGCUCUUUGGUUCGGGGCUACUGUUCACUCACUGGUGCAGACCUUCUUGACCAUUCGUCUACCUUACUGUGGCCCCAACACUAUUAAUAGUUACUUUUGUGAUGUGCCUCCUGUCAUCAAGCUGGCCUGCGCAGAUACAUACCUCACGGGAAUGCUGAUUGUGUCCAAUAGUGGAACCAUCUCCCUCACCUGUUUCCUGGCUUUGGUCACCUCCUAUGUGGUUAUCCUGGUUUCUCUUCGAAAACAGUCAGCCGAAGGGCCCCGGAAAGCCCUGUCUACCUGCUCAGCCCACUUGAUGGUGGUUGCCCUCUUCUUUGGGCCGUGCAUCUUCAUCUACACUCGCCCAGACACCAGCUUCUCCAUUGACAAGGUGGUCUCUGUCUUCUACACAGUGGUCACCCCUUUGCUGAAUCCCCUCAUUUACACCUUGAGGAAUGAAGAGGUAAACAGUGCCAUGAAACAGCUCAGGCAGAGACAAGUGUUUUUCAUGAAAUCAUAUGCAUGAUGGGAAUUGGGAUUGCAGACAUAACUGUAGCCACAUUCUUAACGAGAGAGCAAAAGUAAAGAGUCACAAUCGUUAGGUAAAAUGGCGUGAAGCAGGUUCGACUUCUCCUUAAAGACAGAGACUUAUUAAGUAUAAAGGGAAAAAUCGUGGUAGAACAUGUAAGGAAAAAGAACCUGGGAAAGUUCGGAGAAGCCUUCUGAUUUGACCAGUAAAAGAAUACAAUUUGGGGAACUCAGUUCAGUCUCAGUCUCAGAAACAGGGACAGCUGUGGGAAGCUACCCUCUUGGUUUAUGCUGUUCUGUAGGGAGCAAUACCCAUUUUUUAUAAAUUACAGUGGUUUCAGUCUUGCUUUCA